CACUGAGUGAACAAUGUUAUCAUUCAUUGAAGAUGUGAUAUGCUAGAUGUCUCGUACACACCGACACAAACAUCCAAUAGAUCUGGCGUUGGUUUCUUACAUCACUCACCAGAAAAAUAUCCUAGAAUCCCUUCGACUUUGGACUCGUUUCUGUCCAUCUUUUUGGGGACGUGAGACGUGAUGUCGAGUCAACCGCCAUUUCCGGCUCAUGGGCCGGCCCUUUUGUCGGUGGGCGGGGCUGUGGCAGGGGGUGAGGUGGUGGCACCCCUGUCACCUACUGUCAGCUUAGGUGCCCAUCCUAAUCCCCGAGGAUCUUCGCAAGGUCCGGGUUUGGGCCAGGUGGAACACAUCCAUUAUCUGUCUGAACAUAUUGGGGCCUUGUUCUUAGAUGAUGAGUACAGUGAUGUCACCUUCGUGGUCCGAGGUCAGCGCUUCGAGGCUCAUCGGGUCAUUUUGGCCGCCCGAUCCGAGUACUUUCGGGCUCUAUUGUUCGGCGGGAUGAUCGAAUCCAAGCUCAAAGAAAUCGAGUUGAAGGACACGUCCUUGCCGGCCUUUCGCUUCCUUCUCCGUUACAUAUACACCGGUCAGAUGAAUUUGGGCAAUCUCAAGGAUGAUCUCAUUGUGGACAUUCUCGGCUUGGCUCAUCAAUACGGCUUCCAGGACUUGGAAACGGCCAUUUCCGAUUAUCUCAAAGCCAUCCUAAACAUUCACAAUGUUUGCUUCAUUUACGACACCGCUUCCCUGUAUCAGUUGGAUCAACUCAAAUCGUCCUGUUGUCUUUACAUGGAUCGACACGCACAAGAGAUCAUCAAGCAUGAUGCAUUCAAUACUCUCACAGCCAGCGGCAUCCGCGAUGUCAUAUCUCGAGACUCGUUUUGCGCACCAGAGGUGGAAAUCUUCCAGGCAGUUCACAAAUGGGUCCAAGCCAAUCCCGCGGAGGAUUCCAGCCAGAUUCUGGCCGCAGUUCGACUCUCGUUGAUGUCCACGUCGGAUCUACUUAAAGUUGUCAGACCCUCCAAUCUUGUUCCACCGGAUGCUAUGUUGGAUGCCAUCGAAUCUCGCUCCGACUCUCGGGACAUGGAACUCAAAUACCGUGGUUAUCUCAUUCCGGAGGAGAAUGUGGCCCAACCGAGGCAUGACUCUCAGGUUUUGAUUGGCGAGGUGAAGCAAGCUCUGUUGGAUGGCGAUACAAAGAACUACGACAUGGAACGUGGCUUUUCGCGACAUCCAAUCGACGAUAUUCAGGAUAAGGGCAUCGUUGUUCGACUCGGAAUGCAGUGCAUCAUCAAUCACGUCAGAAUGUUGCUAUGGGAUCGAGACUCGAGAGCCUACUCUUACUUCAUUGAGGUGUCCAUGGAUCAAGAGGAUUGGAUCCGCGUGGUGGACCAUUCCAAGUUCUUGUGUCGCUCUUGGCAGGAUCUCUAUUUCGCCCCAAGGGUGGUGAGGUACAUCAGGAUUGUGGGAACGCACAACACCGUCAACAAAGUGUUCCAUCUGGUCUCUUUUGAAUGCUACUAUACUAAGAAGCCGUUCCAAUUAGACGAGCAAGGGAUUGUCAUUCCCCGUCAAAAUGUGGCCACCAUUCCCAAGUCUGCAUGCGUGAUUGAAGGGGUUUGCCGGACUCGAAACGCCCUUCUCAAUGGGGAGACCAGUCAGUACGAUUGGGACUCGGGAUACACCUGCCAUCAAUUGGGAUCCGGAUCUAUCGUGGUUCAACUUGGCCAGCCUUAUGCAUUAAGCUCCAUGAAACUGCUGUUGUGGGAUUGCGACAACCGAUCCUACUCCUACUACAUUGAGGUCAGUAUAAAUCAACGCGAUUGGGAAGUGGUGUGUGACCGCUCAAGGGUGAACUGCAAAUCCUGGCAAACGAUUUCUUUCCCUCGACGCCCUGUGGUGUUCAUCAAGAUUGUAGGAACCCACAACACCGCCAACGAGGUCUUCCAUUGUGUCCAUUUCGAAUGUUUCGAAGAUGAUCAAAGCGCAAUUGAAGCUGACAAAACCCAAGGAAAGGCUUUGGUGUCUGCGUCUGCCUCACCUUCCAGGUCCAAUUCUGCUUCUGGAUCCAGUUCAUCAAAUGGCUCGAGUCCUAGAAACCCCCGAGGAGCCACAGGGGUCGUCAAUGAAGACGAUGCUAGUUCCUCCAAUCGAGCAAACUCCGGUCAAUGGCCGCCGGGUUACGAUCAGGCCGCUCGUUUAACUUCUCCGGAUUUACCGGGGCAGGUGCCUCAAAUGGCCGGGGCAUCCCAAAAUCGUCGGGGACCCAACAGCACGAGUGGAGCUGUGGCUCGACCAUUGGCCAGGCCUGCCAAUGCCAUGGAUCACUUUUAUUUACCUCCUCAGGCCGAGGUUGAAGGUCAGAAUGAGAAUCGGGAACGAGCCGCCCAAGGAUUGGGCGCAGUGAGUCGGCAACGUCCGACCCCCAAAGAUAUGGACCCACUUGUAUGAUGAUGAGCUUGAACCCGUCUGUAGGCUUUGUCAGUUGCUUUGUUGUAUGUACUACCGUAUCAAAUGAGAAUAAAAAUGCAGUUCGAUAACGUUAACACGUGAA
Molecule: messenger RNA, 2548 nt
Organism: Tigriopus californicus
Lineage: Eukaryota; Metazoa; Arthropoda; Copepoda; Harpacticoida; Harpacticidae
Product: BTB/POZ domain-containing protein 9-like
Exons: 8
Coding region: 181-2445 (754 amino acids)
Biological process (GO): circadian behavior; modulation of chemical synaptic transmission; adult locomotory behavior
Molecular function (GO): protein binding
Source: RefSeq, a predicted model, not a curated record